GAAGAUGGCGGCCUCCAGGGACAGUUUUGAGAACGAGGAGGCAGAAGGGAGCGAGGGCUCCCAGGCGAGCUCCGGAGUGCAAGUGGUGCUUCCCUCAGAUCCCGGCGCCCCCGCCCCGCUUUGUCCUCACGGCCCCACUCUUCUGUUUGUCAAGAUGAGCCAGGGGAAGCAAGAAACACGGAAGUUUUAUGCCUGCUCAGCCUGUAGAGAUAGAAAAGAUUGUAAUUUCUUUCAGUGGGAAGAUGAAAAGUUGUCAGAAGCUAGACUUGCUGCCCGAGAAGCUCAGAACCAAAGAUGUCGGCCUCCUCUGUCCCGAGCACAUUGUGUAGAAAGGUACCUGAUGUUUAUUGAGUUGCCCUUGGUGCAGAGAAAGUUCUGUCAAAGUUGUCAACAGCUGCUGUUACCUGACGACUGGGGUGAGCAUCGAGAGCACAUAGUGCUGGCUGAUGUCUCCAUCGCCCAGCUGAGAAGGCCCAGCCGGCUCCUUUUCCCCUUGGAAAACAAGAAGACAAAUGCUCAGUAUCUGUUUGCUGAUAGGAGCUGUCAGUUCUUGGUAGACCUCGUCUCUGCCCUUGGAUUUAGAAGAGUACUGUGUGUUGGAACACCCAGGCUGCAUGAACUGAUCAGGUUGGCAGCAUCGGGUGAGAAGAAGUCAAACAUUAAAAGCCUUUUAUUGGAUAUUGAUUUUCGGUAUUCCCAGUUUUACCUGGAAGACAGCUUUUGUCGUUACAAUAUGUUUAACCAUCAUUUCUUUGAUGGGAAGGAUGCCCUCGAAGUAUGUAGAGCGUUCUUACAGGAAGAGAAAGGUGAAGGUGUCAUUAUGGUGACAGACCCUCCUUUUGGUGGCUUGGUUGAACCCCUGGCCAUUACAUUCAGGAAGUUAAUUGCUAUGUGGAAAGAAGGCCAAAGCCAAGAUGACAGUCACAAAGAGCUGCCCAUCUUCUGGAUUUUCCCCUAUUUUUUUGAGUCUCGAAUUUGCCAGUUUUUUCCAAGCUUCUGCAUGCUGGAUUACCAGGUAGAUUAUGAUAAUCAUGCACUUUAUAAACACGGGAAGACAGGUCGAAAGCAGUCUCCUGUGCGUAUUUUUACCAAUAUCCCACCCAGCAAGAUAAUCCUUCCUGCUGAAGAAGGGUACAGGUUUUGUCCACUGUGCCAGCGAUACGUUUCUCUUGAGAAUCAACACUGUGAGCACUGUAAUGCUUGCACAUCCAAGGAUGGCAGGAAAUGGAAACAUUGCUUUCUCUGCAAAAAGUGUGUAAAGCCUUUGUUUUAUUUUGCAGCCUGGAAUCACUGCAGCACUUGCAGUCAGUGUGCUGUUCCAGACCACUCCUGUGCACAUCCUAAAAGUGGCUGCUUUAUCUGUGGGGAGUUAGAUCACAAACGCAGUACUUGUCCCAACGUCGGCAUCGUGAAGAGAGCUAACAAAGCUGUCAGAAAGCAGAAGCAGAAGCAAAGAAAAGUAAUAAGAUAAAAAUGGAGCCCACGAAAGGACAAUCCAUGAAUCACACAUGUGCUGCGAGGAGAAAGAAGGGGAGGAGAGAUCCCAUCAAUAUCCUUGCUCUUAAAUGUCCAGCGACUGCAGAAUAAGGAAGAUUUAUGGUCCAACCUUUGAUGCCAUUUUCUGCAAGUGCCACACUGGACUUAAAUUCAGUUGCUUUCAAAGGUGUGCACCUUCCUAAGCUCAGUAACAGGCAGGUGGCAUUUGCUGGCUUAUUGUCCCAUCAUCCAGCUCUCUGGAGACCAGGGGCAUUCUCUGUCUCCCGCUGCUGUUCAGGCUCGCUGUUCUUUCAGUCCUUCACAGUUUAUUAUUUGGCUUCUGCUGUCUGAAAAAUGGGCAUGUAGUGUUCUUUUAUAGGUAAUAGAAGACAAAAAUGCAAGGGACAAUAUGUCAAGCUUUUAUGUUAAUUUAGAGAUGAAAAUAUUUAAAUUCUAAGCAAUAGUUUAAACUCUCUGUCAAAGAAAUUUCAUGUAUAAUUCAUUUUAUAGCGUAUCUGAAGACAAGAGGCAGAAUUUUUACAAAGGCACUCUAAAGAUAGAAAGAUUGUAAUUGUUGUUAUUACUAAAUAUUUAUUUUGCUAGUA
This is a messenger RNA of Jaculus jaculus (lesser Egyptian jerboa), 2081 nucleotides long. It is a transcript of the gene Zcchc4, whose product is annotated as zinc finger CCHC-type containing 4. NCBI's taxonomy places the organism in Eukaryota, Metazoa, Chordata, Mammalia, Rodentia, Dipodidae. Gene Ontology annotation, biological process: rRNA methylation. Bases 5 to 1471 code for a protein of 488 amino acids. Gene Ontology annotation, cellular component: nucleolus; cytoplasm. The transcript is spliced from 13 exons. Gene Ontology annotation, molecular function: rRNA (adenine-N6-)-methyltransferase activity; nucleic acid binding; zinc ion binding. The record is from RefSeq and is a predicted model, not a curated record.